UAAAGACACAGACUCACAAACAGCCGAUCAGAAUCACCUUCAGACCAAACAAACAACUUCCUCUGAGCAAGUUCAGCUACAGGAGAGAGAAACUGCUUCAACCUGUGGACGCUCAACACGCUGAACCUUCACGCAGAGACAAAAUGACUCUCAGGCUGAAGGGGGUUCGCUGCAGUCUGCACUCUGGGAAACUCCAACUCUUCUGUCUGGACCAUCAGCAGCCGGUGUGUCUCGUCUGCAGAGACUCAGAACAACACACCAACCACAGAUUCAGACCCAUCGAUGAAGCUGCACGACAACACAAGAAGGAACUUCAGGAAACUCUGGAGCCUUUAAAGAAGAAGUUAAAGCUUUUUGAAGAAGUUAAAGUGAAGCUCAAUCAGACAGCAGAACACAUGAAGGUCCAGGCCCGACACACAGAGAGGCAGAUUAAGGAUCAGUUUAAGAAGCUGCACCAGUUUCUAGAAGAGGAAGAGGAGGCCAGGAUGGCUGCACUGAGGGAGGAAGAGGAGCAGAAGAGUCAGAUGAUGAAGGAGGUGGCUGCAAAGAUGAAGGCUCUGAGCAAAGAUAUAGCAGCUCUUUCACACACAGUCAGAGCCACAGAGGAGCAGCUGAGAGCGAAAGACGUCUCGUUCCUGCGCAACUACAAGGCUGCAGUGGAAAGAGUCCAGCAGCGCCCCCUGCUGGAGGAUCCACAGCUGCCCUCAGGAGCUCUGAUAGACCAGGCCAAACACCUGGGCAACCUGAGCUUCAACAUCUGGAACAAGAUGAAGGACAUGGUCUCCUACACUCCUGUGGUUCUGGACCCAAACACUGCUCAUCCAAACCUGAUCCUGUCUGAAGAUAUGAGCAGUGUGAGACGAGGAGAGACACAGAAGCUUCCUGAUAAUCCAGAGAGGUUUGAUUAUUACUGGUUUGUCCUGGGCGCUGAGGGCUUUAACUCAAGGACUCACAGUUGGGAGGUCGAGGUUGGAGACAGUACAGGCUGGACACUGGGUGUAUUGGCAGAGUCUGUCCAGAGGAAAGGAGACAUACUGUCUGAUGUUUGGGGAAUAGAUUUUGAUGAAGGUAAAUACUCAGCUUGCUCACCAUCAGCUCCACUCACUGAUCUUGUAGUGCAGAAGAAGCUCCAGAGGAUCAGAGUCAAUCUGGACUGGACCGGAGGGAAGCUGUCGUUCUAUGAUCCUGACAGUAACACACACAUACACACCUUCACACACACUUUCACUGAGAAGAUGUUUCCAUACAUUAACACUGUGGAUGAUGUGAAGAUUUCACCACUGAAGCUGUGUGUGGCAGUGAAACACAGCAGAUAGAGAUGAAGAGGCUGUUCAUAUUUACGAUGUUUCUGUCUUAAAGACAAAAGUUACAUAGUUUAAGCUGCACCUGCUCCUCCUGCUGCCUCAGUGUUACAGAUGUCUUCAUUUUUCUUUUAUUGUUUUUAUUGUUUUGUUUUUCUUUUUGUUGUUAUGUAGUUUGGCGGUCAGCUUUCUUUCUGCUGUCGACCUUUUCAUGUAUAAAAUGUCAUGUUUGGUUCUGUUCAAUUAAUUGCGCCUGAUUUUGAAUUGUUGCUCAUGUUAUUAUUUUGACUUGUGUGGAGUCAUCAAGAGCAGCAACCACUUAAAGGAAGAUGACAAAUAUGGAAAAAAUGUUUUUACAGCUAAUCAUUGUUCAGAACCAACAAACCAUGAAAAUUCAUCUUUAAAUGAUUAAUGAAAUGUUAAUGAUAUGUAAAAUGUAUGUGUUAAAACAUAAUGUUUGCACAACUGUCUGUAUGAGUUGUCUGUAUAUUAAAGGUGGGCCACUUCUGUUCAAGGUGGACGUAUCA
Messenger RNA from Acanthopagrus latus (yellowfin seabream), 1828 nucleotides. Its product is annotated as E3 ubiquitin-protein ligase TRIM39-like. NCBI's taxonomy places the organism in Eukaryota, Metazoa, Chordata, Actinopteri, Spariformes, Sparidae. The transcript has 2 exons. The record is from RefSeq and is a predicted model, not a curated record. Gene Ontology annotation, molecular function: zinc ion binding; protein binding. Bases 144 to 1316 code for a protein of 390 amino acids.